Asterias rubens (European starfish) is the source of this 2130-nucleotide messenger RNA. Its product is annotated as mucin-5B-like. The record is from RefSeq and is a predicted model, not a curated record. Bases 3 to 1019 code for a protein of 338 amino acids. NCBI's taxonomy places the organism in Eukaryota, Metazoa, Echinodermata, Asteroidea, Forcipulatida, Asteriidae. The transcript has 6 exons.
AUAUGUUAUUAGUAGUCGGUACAGGCAGGUUGGAAAUCAAAUUUUGUCAAGGGGCAUUCGUAGGCAGCCUGCAUCCAUCAUUGCUUAGCUCCCUCAUCUCCAUGCCAAUGUACCCGUGGACCAGGAUGGUACGGAAACUGCUCUCUGGAACGGACCUUAAACUAGCCAGGACAUCAUGCCUAGCCAUGUUAACUCUGACAGUGUUAUGUGGGACGUCGGCGGCACAAACCACGACAUCAGCCACCACAACAACCAUGACAGAUUCCACUGCUGCGGUCACUUCGACUGCUGCGGUCACUUCGACUGCUGCGGUCACUUCGACUGCUGCGGUCACUUCGACUGCUGCGGUCACUUCGACUGCUGCGGUCACUUCGACUGCUGCGGUCACUUCGACUGCUGCGGUCACUUCGACUGCUGCGGUCACUUCGACUGCUGCGGUCACUUCGACUGAUGCGGUCACUUCGACUGAUGCGGUCACUUCGACUGAUGCGGUCACUUCGACUGCUGCGGUCACUUCGACCGCUUCGACAGGGGAUUCAACGUCAGUUGACGGCGAGGACACAAGACCCACGAUGACAGGAUCUCCAGCCUUGGAGACUACUACUGACGACAGCGAAGAUUUCACAACCACCGUGGCCAAUGGCACUAACUCGCCUGGUAUCGACUGCUUUGUAUGUGAAACCAAUGACACUAUAAGCCCAUGCUAUGGUCAACAGUCUGCCACACGGCCACAUAUGACGUGCGAUGCAGGAGAAAAAUGUUGGACAACUUGGUACGGGAUGGGUUCCACGCUUUUCAACCUGACUCGUGGCUGUCACUCGGACCCCUGCACCAGCAUGCACCAAACCCAUGAUUCCAAAUACUGCAAGGAAUUGCCCGACGUGCACCAAUGCACUCAGUGCUGUGAUCAAGACUUGUGUAAUAAAUACAUGAAUGAAGGUGUGAAUGGUGGGGAUGAUGUAUCAGGGUGUAUGACCACUCUAGUGUUGUCAGCUGUAGCUUUGAUGAUCAUGCUGUAAACUUUAUCCAGUGAUUAAAAGUGUAUAGUUUCUUUUGCUGCACUAGUUUCUUGUACAAAAAGGUGUUACAGGCACUGAACACUAUUGGUUACUACUCAAAAUAAUUGUUAGCAUAAAAGCUUACUUGGUAACAAGCAAUGGAGCUAUGGUAGUAUACCAAACUGUGAAAAAACGGCUCCCUCUGAAGUAAGGUAGUUUUACCUAUAUACCCCCGGUUACAGCUAUUUUUGUGUCAGUGCCAGCUGACCAGGAAACUGCUUUUAACAAUCUGGAUUUUAGCUUUGAUUCUGAGUCAAUUAUUUUGUCAGAGAUUCCGACAGAAAUAGGUUAGCCCCUGCGGCCAAGAACCAGCCACCCCUUACCCAGGAGUGUUGAGAUCAAAAUCAAUAAAUGCACACACAUUAUUUGUCAUAUACAGUAUAUUUUGUUUAAGUCUCAUUUUAAAGUCAUAUUGUAAAACCUAACCCCAGAGGAGAGAAGCAACUGACAUCAGGUGUCAGAGGUUUUUUGUAAAAUGUUUACAAUUUUUGUUUUCAUUUUUGUAUAUCAGAUUUGACUCUUGCAAUAUUAGUAUAUGUGUCUCUGCUUGAAGCUGAAUGACAGUUUGCUGCAACUCAAUGACCAACCCCAUCUAAUAAAACAAUAAAUGUACAAUUCAAAUUCAAAUCAUAAGAUUGAGAAUAAUAGUUUAGAAUAGAAUUGAUACCACACUGUAUUUAACUAUAGUGUUGAGAACAUCAAUGAAAUCUGUCCCAUGCUAUAUGUUUAUUUAUCUUUUGCCGCCGUUUGCCAUGACGUUGCUUUUUAAUAGUCUGAAAUAUCAUCUGAGUAAUUUGUGAUAAAGUCUUGCUUUGUUGUAAAUGAUAUUGGGUAGGAUUAGAAUAGAUGUUAAAGGGAAGGUAAAACAAAUAUUAACUUAAAAACUGACUUGGUAUAACGAGCAUUGGGGAGCUGUUGGUAGUAUAAAACAUUGUGAGAAACGGCUCCCUCUGAAGUAUCAUAGACUUUGAGGUAAUUGGUCACUAAAAUUAUGAAAGCUAGAAGUCUUUUAUUCCUAUCUGAAAGCACACAAAUUCGUUCAACAUGGGUGUUUUUCUCUCAUCAUUUUCUC